UCCAAAACGCAGAGUGGAAAACAGAAAAAACGAAACGUUUCUCUGAAAAUCCCCAACGCAGAGUGAUGAGAAGAAUCCGCUUUCUGCUUCUGAAACGACCUUCUCCUUCAAUAGCAGCGAUCCACACUCCCUGUACCCUUCGACCUGAAACCCAACACAGCCACAAACACAAUGCCAAUUCUAUCCCCACAGGAAUACCAUGCACCUUCUCCACCACAUCACUCCCAUACCCAUUCCCUCGCCCGGAACUGGUGGAACCCUUCUGCGACCUCUCCGACGUCGUUUCCUCCACUCAGCAACUCCAACCUUCCCCAUGGCUCACCCAAAUCCUUAACCUCCUCGACGGUUCCCACUCCAUGGAGUCCAACCUCGACACCUUCUGCCGAAACUUCCUCAUCACACUCUCCCCUAACUUCGUCGCCCACGCGCUCCGCUCCCUCAAAUCCCCCAACACCGCCACGCGCUUCUUCCAUUGGGCUUCAAACCAGAACAAUUACUCCCACACCCUCGACUGCUACGUUUCCCUCUUUCACGUCCUCCUCUCCGUCCCCACCGCCGCAGCAUCACCGGAAUUCCUCGACCUCUUCACGGAGAUGCGGCGAAAGCAGCUCCCGAUGACCGUCCACGCUGCGAAUUCCCUCAUCAAGAGCUUUGGCGGCGCGUGUUUAGUGGAGGAGUUGCUUUGGGUGUGGCGUGCAAUGAAAGAGCACGGCAUCGAACCCAGCCUCCACACCUACAACUUCCUCCUCAACGGCCUGGUGAAUUCGGCACUCGUAGAAUCCGCUGACCGGGUUUUCGUGGCGAUGAAGGAGGGAAGGAUGAAGCCAGAUGUGGUUUCUUACAAUACAAUGAUCAAAGGGUAUUGCAAAGUUGGAAAAGCGCGCAAGGCAUUGGAGAUGGUUAGAGAGAUGGAGGUUGAAAAUGUGGAGCCUGAUAAGGUUACUUAUAUGACAAUUAUGCAAGCUUGUUACACAGAAGGGGAUGUUGAUUGUUGUUUGAGUCUUUACCAUGAGAUGGAUGAUAAGGGAUUAGAGGUUCCUUCUCAUGCUUAUAGUUUAGUGAUAUGUGGGUUGUGUAGGCAGGGGAAAGUUGUUGAAGGUUGUAAUGUGUUUGAGACUAUGAUUUCGAGAGGUUGUAGAGUUAAUAAGGCUGUAUAUACUGCUCUCAUUGAUUCUUAUGCUAAGAUUGGAAAUAUGGAUGGGGCUUUAAGGUUGUUUGAGAGGAUGAAGAUGGAUGGGAUCGAGCCGGAUGAGGUUACUUAUGGAGCUGUUGUUAAUGGUUUGUGUAAGAGUGGGAGGCUUGAGGAAGCCAUGGGCUAUUUCGAGUUUUGUAGGGUCAAUGGUGUUGCGGUUAACGCCGUGUUUUAUUCGAGUCUGAUUGAUGGGCUUGGAAAGGCAGGGAGAGUGGAUGAAGCUGAGAGGCUGUUUGAUGAAAUGGAAGAGAAGGGAUGCAUGAGGGAUUCAUAUUGCUACAAUGCUCUCAUUGAUGGGUUGUGCAAGUGUGGGAGGAUUGACGAAGGUCUGGCGUGGUUUAAGCAGAUGGAGAGGGUAGGUUGUGAGCAGACUGUUUAUACGUAUACUAUAAUUAUCAGUGAGCUCUUCAAAGAGCAUAGGAAUGAAGAGGCCUUAAAAAUGUGGGACAUGAUGAUUGACAAAGGUGUGACACCAAAUGUUGCCUCUUUUAGGGCUCUUUCAAUUGGACUGUGUCUUUCGGGUAAGGUUGCAAGAGCUUGCAAGGUUUUGGAUGAUCUUGCCCCCAUGGGCAUUGUUCUUGAAACUGCUUAUGAAGAUAUGAUUAAUGUGUUGUGCAAAGCCAGUCGUGUGAAGGAAGCAUGCAAAUUGGCUGACGGGAUUGUUGAUAGGGGUAGAGAAAUACCUGGAAGAAUUCGUACUGUUCUGAUUAAUGCCUUGAGGAAAGCUGGUAAUGCAGAUUUGGCAAUGAAGUUGAUGCAUAGCAAGAUUGGUAUUGGAUAUGAUCGAAUGCGUAGUGUUAAAAGGCGAGUGAAGUUCCAAACCCUUUUUGACAGUUGAUUUUCUUUUUCUUUCAACUUGAUAUUGCACUUGAAAAUUAGUGAAGGGCAAAGACAGGACGUGUAUGGAUUAUGAAAGGGACGCCAUUCUGGGUUUUGUUUCGUUGGUAAACUAUAGAGUUGCUGUUUGCUCCAAGGUUGAUCAAUAAAGUAUUAGUUGAAUGUGUUGUAGACGGAUAAAUUCAUGAUCUAGUAUUUUACCCCAAAUGUGUGCUAAUUCAUGUGGAGUGAUGCUUAAUUAAAUCUCUUCAGUAGGGCUGUUCAAAAUAUCCAUAUUAUCCAAACCGAACUGAAUCCAAACCGGUCCAUACUUAAAAAACCAUUUUUUCUAAAAACCGGUUUUGAACAAAAACCUCUUCUUACCUUGUAAAGCAGUUCAGUUACCUACUCUUUUACGAAGUGGAUAUGCACGGUUACCCAAACCAAUUUCGUUUUUCUUUGAAUUCAAAAUUCCCAUCCAAAUCGUGAGCAAUGAGAUUUGUGAACCCUAACACUCACAUUUUCAUUCUUUGAUUUCGACAAACCCUGACACUCCAAACUCCUUUCAUUCUUCUUUCAUCCUAAUCUAACGAAGUGGAUGAGCUUCUCUGAUUUGAUUUGCACCACUUUCGAGUCACAAUCCCUAAGUCCUUGUGGAAUGUUUGCCAUCUUUUUUGCUAUGUGAGAGGUAGUUGCCUGUGGUUGGUUCUGCUAUGUAAGCAUUGUGCUGGAAAAAAAAAACUACUCUCCGUUAAACUCGACUAGCGAGUGUUGGAGGAGGCAAUCCUUGUACGUAGCCUUACCCUUGCAUAAUUGCAAAGAGGCUGUAAUAGAAAAAUCUUUCAGUCUAAGAUUUUUGUUUACGUAUGUGAUACACAUUUCCAGAGUACCUUCGUACAUUCUUUGUUGCACUUGCUGGUGGGGAAUCAACAUUUGCAUUUCUAAAGGUUAGAACUCAUCACAAUAACAUUGCAAAGCAUUUUAGUCUUUAGCCUGAAACUUCGCCUAGGAAUCUAAGUGGGCUUUCAAUUUUCUCAUCUUUGCCUAUGCUUACUUACAGACUAGCUCAAAGACUAUCCGGGUUUAUUAGCAUUAAUUUGCUUUUCUGGACCUUCUUAGCGAUGCUUUGGAACUAACAUGAGUUGCUUUUGAAUAAUGUUGUUCCCAUCUAAGGUUUUAGAGAAACUAGAGAAGCAAACGCAAUUACUUAUUGUCGAAAUUUUCAUUUUAAAUCUGCAUUUCAAGUUGCCGUGAAAGUCUUCAUUUCCAUUACUAUCUUCCAUAAUAUAAUCCUUCACACAGAUACUUGAAAGUUGAAACCUUGCUCAUGGCAUUCAUUUGACACUAAACAGAGAAUAUGGGAUUUUUGGUGAUGUAAAAUUGGCAGGUAAAAAUGGAAUUAUAGAAUAUCUUUAGAUUUCUUGUUCUAUCAAUCACACCAUUGGCAUAUCUUAUUUAUGAUUAUUAUUCAUUAUUAAUAAUAAAAUCUCAAUGUGCCUUACAUUAUUCUUACGUCUAUUCAUGUGAAAAUUUGCAAUUUUGUUAAAAAAAUAUUCACAGGGGCAAGGAUAUAUAUUAUCAAGCACAGGCUGUAUUUGAUUUGUCAUUUGUGUGUGAACAACUUUUAUUUUCCCACCUGGUGGAAACCUUUGCACAAGCCCGGGAUUGUCUUCUUCCUAUGGGAAUCACUUGUGAGAAUGUUGCGCAGCGUUAUGGUGUGACAAGGCAGGAGCAAGACCAGGCUGCUGUGAGCAUGGCAAAUGUAUUUAAUAUGCUAAGAAUUUAUGAAAAGAUUGCCAGGAUGCAUAAACUCAAAAGUUUUCAAAUUUGUCAUCAGAUACUAUUGAAGAAUUUGUUGCUAGUGUUGGAAUUCAGGGUCUAGCUU
This is a messenger RNA of Gastrolobium bilobum, 3893 nucleotides long. RefSeq names its product pentatricopeptide repeat-containing protein At1g03560, mitochondrial. The record is from RefSeq and is a predicted model, not a curated record. Gene Ontology annotation, molecular function: protein binding. The transcript has 3 exons. NCBI's taxonomy places the organism in Eukaryota, Viridiplantae, Streptophyta, Magnoliopsida, Fabales, Fabaceae. Bases 66 to 2030 code for a protein of 654 amino acids.